This is a messenger RNA of Morus notabilis, 1203 nucleotides long. RefSeq lists its product as uncharacterized. Bases 290 to 877 code for a protein of 195 amino acids. NCBI's taxonomy places the organism in Eukaryota, Viridiplantae, Streptophyta, Magnoliopsida, Rosales, Moraceae. The transcript is spliced from 2 exons. The record is from RefSeq and is a predicted model, not a curated record.
UCUCCAUAUAAAACUCAGCGGAGGUCUGAAGUUUGUUCUUCAUCAUUCGUAUUUCCUUUCAUCAACACUUUUUCCAGAUUUUUCUCUUCUCUGGUCUCGUUAUUUACCGUUAUUAUAUGAUAGCUCUCGGUGACCGGAAACCUGAGAGCCGAAGCUCGUCCCCUGCUCUCGGUUUCCCUCGCCUCAGAUUCUUCCGUUACCGGCGCUUGAGGUAAGCGGUGAACCACCAAGAAACAAUCAAAACUUCGAAUUUGUUAUUUGAUCAGGCGAGAUAAUUUGCGAAAGAGAAAUGGCAAGCCCAAAGAAUCACCGGAGAGGACAUGAGGAAAAGAACCGGAGAGGAAGACUGGCGGAGAAAUCAUCGUCGUUUCACGGCCGGAGUCCGUCAGAGCCGACAUCGCAACUUCGGAGGCCCAAAACCGUGUCGGAUUUGCUUCCGAGCCGGAGCGUGGUCGUGACGACGUCGUUGGAGCAGCAACGGCCAAUGAAGCUGACGAAGCUGCUUCUGAACGUGACGAUUCAGGGGAGCCUCGGGGCCGUACAGGUGGUGAUGACGCCGGAAUCGACCGUCGGCGACCUGGUGGCGGCGGCGCUCUGUCAGUACGUUAAGGAAGGUCGCCGGCCGAUCUUUCCGACCGUCGAGCCCUCGCGAUUCAACCUCCAUUACUCCCAGUUCAGCUUGGAAUGUUUGGAUAGAGAGGAACAAGUGGUGGAAUUGGGAUCCAGAAACUUUUUCUUGUGUGCAACAACAAUGGGCGGCGGAAGUGACAGUGGCGGUGGCGGUACGGCGCCGUCUUCUUCAUGUGCAACGCAGGCCGACAAAGCAGUAACAAGAUCUGGCUUCAAUUGGCUCAAAUUCAUGGAUUUCAUGUUGUAAAAUUUUCACUUGUCAGUAUUGACUUCCGUUUGCUAAAAGAAGUCGAUAAUUAUUUCUAUUUUACCCGGGUUUGAUUAUUUGUACAAAGCAUAGGUUUGUAUGUUGGAUUCUUUUUAUUGCUAGUAGAUAGAGAAAGAAAAAAGGGAAUUGCACCAAUAUUCCUUUUUUUUUUUAAUUAGUUUAAUUUUGGAAAUUGUUCAAGUUUAAGAAAUUGCAUAUGUAAGACAUGUGAAGCACUUAUUUUGGACCCAUAUGGGGAUAUCAAUGUCUAUCAUAUGGAAGUUGUACAGUCUAUAAAUUUGGCCUUUUGUUGGUAAUUCGCGUAA